GGGGGAGAAUCCGACGUUUCAGGAAAUAGAAUCAUUUAUUCUGGACUGGUAGCACAGGUCGAAUGAUCAUGGCGCUGGGAUCGGCUUGGAAACACAUGUCGUGGCUUUAUUACCAGUAUCUGUUAAUCACAGCUCUGUACAUGUUGGAACCCUGGGAGAGGACAGUCUUCAAUUCACUUCUUAUUUCAGUUGCUGGAAUGGCUGUGUAUACAGGGUAUGUGUUCAUGCCUCAACACAUCAUGGCAAUCCUGCACUACUUUGAAGUUGUGCAGUGAUAAAGAUGACUUCAGCGGGGAACAUGAAGCAGAGAUGGAUGGAUGUCCUGUGGAGAAAGCGCUUAUUUUUUUUCGGACUUUCUGUGACAUCCCACUUUGUGCUGACAACUGUUGACCAAUAAGAAGAAACUAUAUUUAUUGAAAACGUAUCCCAUUUAAUUCAUACAAGUUGUAAUUGUAUAGUAAAUGUAUAUGGAAUCCUUUUCACUGGUAGCUGCUGAAUACCAGUAUUUAUUUUUUAAAACUCUGAUGUAGUGGCAGCAUUGCGUUGUGUUGUGCAUUUUUCUUUUCAUAACAGAUUCCUGUAUUCACCUUGUCUAUACUAUUGAGAACGAGAAACUAACAGACCUAAGUUUUGGUUUUUAGAUUUCUUUAUUUUUCACUCUGUGGUCCUUUUUGAUCAGAACUGAAGUGAAGUUUCGUGUUGACACUUAGUCAGUGUGCUUAGUAAACUGUUUUUUUUUUUUUUUUUUUUUUUUAAGUAUGAUAAAUCUGGGACAGUAGUAAACUUGUUUGCUUAGUACACCAAUGAAAAAUAAAUAUUGUAAAGGUGUUUAUAAAAUUUGUCUGGCUUUUAUUUGUGUUUUUUAAGAAUUCCAGCACUUAAGAUUUGCGAGGAUCUUUUAUUCAGUGUACCAUAAUAUAAUGCCAAAGAGACUGGCACCUAUUACCCUUGACAGAACUUUACCUGUGUUACCCUUACCCACAAGUUAACUGAGAUAAUCUGUACUAGAGAACACUAAGUGAUCUCCAACAGCUGUUUCUGUUAUAAAACAAAAUAUGCCAAUGUAGAACCACACUGCAUAAGGGGCAGAAAGCAAAGUAGAGCAGUGUGUGUAAUGUUUUCUUGGAAAUGGUAUACAAUAGUACUAUAGCAACAUUUCAAUUGAUGUCCCUUAAUAGUCUUAAAAAAUACAUCCACAUCCUAUACAUUUAGACUUAGUCACUGUGGUUGAAGGCGAUCAGACAUACAAAUGAUUCCUUCUAACUGGGUCUAGCCUUUAUUGCUGAAAAGUAGAAUUCUGAUAGCAAAAAAUCCCCCCCCCCCCCCCCCCCAGAGUGGAUAAUGAA
Molecule: messenger RNA, 1346 nt
Organism: Polyodon spathula (Mississippi paddlefish)
Lineage: Eukaryota; Metazoa; Chordata; Actinopteri; Acipenseriformes; Polyodontidae
Gene: sptssa
Product: serine palmitoyltransferase, small subunit A
Exons: 2
Coding region: 63-275 (70 amino acids)
Biological process (GO): ceramide biosynthetic process
Cellular component (GO): serine palmitoyltransferase complex
Molecular function (GO): serine C-palmitoyltransferase activity
Source: RefSeq, a predicted model, not a curated record